AACAGAAUGCUGAAUAAAUUUGCGCUCAUACGCAAUGAGUGCCAACAAAAUAUCUACGUGGUGUUGUUGUUGUCGACAUUGGUGUUGACAGGCAUUACCCUGUACAAUGCCUUUUAUAAGGCGCAUCGAUUGCAUGGUGAAGAUAAUUUUAAUCGCAUAUCGCUGGAUCUGAAUGAAAUUGCAGAGGUACGCCUGACAGAGUCCAUUGAUCGUUCAAGGCCGCGACGUGAUAAUUGUACAAUAUGGACGUGCAUGGAUCCAUACAGAUGUGGCCAUGACCAUAUAACUGUGUAUGUAUAUCCCCUGCAAGAAUAUAUCGAUGCCAAUAGUGGAGUGGAAGCGGCACCCUUGACACAGGAAUUCUAUCAGAUUUUGGAAACAAUUGUCAAGAGCCCCUACUAUACAACAAAUCCCAAUGAGGCUUGCCUGUUUGUGCCCAGCAUUGAUUUGAUUAAUCAAAAUAACAUUAAUUUGGAUUUGGUAAAUCGUGCUCUGGCUUCGUUGAAUUACUGGGAUGAUGGACGGAAUCAUUUGUUGUUCAACAUGUUGCCGGGUGUGUAUCCCACAUUCAAUACGGCGCUGGAUGUUAAUACGGAUCAUGCCAUGAUUGCUGGUGGUGGUUUCGAUUCAUGGUCUUAUCGGCAUGGUUUUGAUAUAUCAAUACCGGUAUGGAGUCCACUGCUGCGUAAACAUCCAGUUACCACAGUGUAUAGUGGUGGUUCGGCGGAUUAUCUGUUGCUUGUGGCCCAAUUGAAUAUUUUACCCAAAAUGAUGUGGAUUCUGCAAGGUUUGGCCGAGGAGAAUUCCAAGGAUAUUUUACUGUUGCAGCAGUGUAAUAGCAAGCCAUCGCGGAAAACAAGAUGUUUGGCGGGGGACAGUGGCCAUGAGAUCUCAUAUCCCAGUGUUUUGCUGAAGGGAACCUUUUGUCUUUUGGGUCCUAGUUUGCGGCUAGGUAAUCCAGAUCUUUUGGAAAUGUUGGCAUUCAACUGUAUACCGGUCAUUGCUGUGGAUAGCUAUAUUUUGCCCUUUGAAGAUGUCAUCGAUUGGUCAUUGGCCUCGGUGAGAAUACGUGAAGCCGAUAUCCAUUUGGUUUUGGAUACGCUGAAAAGUAUAUCCGCCGAAAAGACAGAGGAAAUGAAGCAACAGGGUCGCAGAUUAUAUGAAAAUUAUUUUAAUAGUAUACGAACCCUGACAUUGACCACUUUGGAGUAUAUACAAUGUCGUAUGUUUCCACAUAUGGAACGUAAUAAAAAACAUUGGAAUUUUGUGGAUAGUUCAAAUGGUGUAGCCUUGAAUCCAUUGUUCUUGUCACGGGUUGUCAGUCGCUCGGAUGGUUUUACUGCGGUCAUUUUGACCUAUGACCGGGUGGAGAGUUUAUUUUUAUUAAUUGAAAAAUUGUCCGUGGUGCCAUCACUGCAUGCCAUAUUGGUGGUGUGGAAUAAUCAGCAGAAAGCUCCGCCUCUAUUAUCCAGCUUCCCAGCCAUAUCCCGCCCCAUAAAAGUAAUACAGACCAGCAACAAUCGGUUAUCGAAUCGUUUCUAUCCCUAUAAGGAUAUUGAAACUGAGGCCAUUCUAACCAUUGAUGAUGACAUUAAUAUGCUUACCGAAGAUGAAGUGGAAUUUGGCUACGAAGUAUGGCGCGAAUUUCCCGAUCGCAUUGUUGGCUUCCCCAGCCGCCUACAUGUUUGGGAAAACAUGACCUCCCAUUGGCGUUACGAAUCGGAAUGGACAAAUCAAAUAUCUAUGGUGUUGACGGGGGCCGCCUUCCAUCACAAAUACUGGAGCCAUAUGUACACCUAUCGUAUGCCUGAAGUCAUUAAAGAUAUUGUCGACGGCCGUAUGAAUUGUGAAGAUAUUGCUAUGAAUUUCCUUGUGGCCAAUGUCACAAAUAAACCACCCAUAAAAGUUACGCCACGCAAAAAAUUCAAAUGCCCCGAAUGUGCAAAUAAUGAAAUGCUUUCGGCUGAUUUAAAUCAUAUGCGUGAACGAUCACGUUGCAUCGAUGAAUUUACACAUAUUUAUGGUCGUAUGCCAUUGAGGACGGUGGAGUUUCGUGCUGAUCCGGUAUUGUUUAAGGAUAAUUUCCCUGAGAAAUUGAAACGUUUCAGUGACAUGGGAACACUUUAA
This is a messenger RNA of Musca vetustissima, 2127 nucleotides long. RefSeq names its product exostosin-2 (gene sotv). The transcript has 3 exons. Gene Ontology annotation, molecular function: glycosyltransferase activity. The record is from RefSeq and is a predicted model, not a curated record. The coding region runs from base 7 to 2127 and encodes 706 amino acids. NCBI's taxonomy places the organism in Eukaryota, Metazoa, Arthropoda, Insecta, Diptera, Muscidae. Gene Ontology annotation, cellular component: membrane.